AUGGCAACCCGGUAGCUGGCGUCUGAAGAUGGAGACCACUGAGUCUACCGAGGGAUCACAGUCGCGAUCUUUAGACGUACAGCCCAGCUCCGAAGGACUAGGGUCUAUUUCGGAUCCCUUUCCUUCUUGGGAUGGCCGUCAUAGGUCAGCCCUGGAAGCUGCAACCGCAGAAGCUUCAGCAGCUGCUGCAGCCACUGCAGCCGCCUCCACUGCCAAAGCAGCUGCAUUAUCUACAAAGACCCCAGCGCCCUACUCUGAACGGAGCCUUCUCAUGGAGCCCUCCUCUGAAAGUCUUCUUGGGGAGCGCUACACUGGACCCAGAUUUACCCACAAGAUAGGCCACGGGAGACUUGGCUUUGAGCCUGUCUCUGUUUCCCAUAUUGCUUGGAAUCCCUAUACUGCAAAUGACCUUAGUUCUAGCCGUGGUCCUGUUCCUGGCUCCAGCUCUGGCCCUGUUCCUGGUUCCAGCUCUAGCCCUGGUCUUGGCUUCAGCUCUGACCCUGGGCCUGGCUCCAGUUCUGGUUCUGGCAGUGGCUCUGGUCAAGGUCCUGGCGACGGCUCUGGUCGAGGCACUGGUCCUGGUCCUGCCGCUGAUUCUAGGCAUAGGCCAGGCUCUGGCCAGGGCCCUGGUUUCAGCUUCUCUGCUCCUUCAGGCUUCAGAAAACCCAGGGCAGAUCUGCUCCCUAAUUAUGCCUCCUGGUGUCACCACAGCCACUGGGAGCCUCAGAAACAACCCUGGAAAUUUUUGAAAGUCUCAGAACCUGGUGCCCGAGGGCUGUGGAAGCCCCCUGAGGUUGAAGGGACAAGUAAGGUUCUCAAUGAAACACGGCCACGGGGCCAGUGCCUUCUCUACAACUGGGCGGAGGAGAGAGCCACCAACCACCUGGAUCAAGUCCCAAGCAUGCAGGAUGGCUCUGAGAGUUUCUUUUUCUGGCACGGACACCGGGGACUGCUGACCCUGGAGCCACAGUCACCCAUGUGCUCCAGCACCACCCAGAAAGACUCAUACCAGCCCCCAGGAAAACACUCUCAGCCAAUUCGAGGGAAGCGUGAAGCCAUGCUGGAGAUGUUCUUGCACCACCAGAUCUGUAAAGAGGUGCAGGCAGAGCAGGAACCCACAAGGAAGGACUCUGAGGUCGAGUCUGUGACACACCACGACUACGGAAAGGAGCUGGUGCAAUCAGGGCCUCCUGCCCCAACAAAGGUAAGAACCCAUCCCACCCCACUUGUACAGCUGGGCCCUGACAGGCUGUGGGAAAGCAGCAGGCCCAGAGGUUGAGAGAGGGAGCUUCAGGGCAAGAUAUUCAGUAUCUCUCCCUCACAGCCUCACGACUACCGUAAGGAACAGCCUGAAACCUUCUGGCUACAGAGGGCACCA
Molecule: messenger RNA, 1378 nt
Organism: Mesoplodon densirostris (Blainville's beaked whale)
Lineage: Eukaryota; Metazoa; Chordata; Mammalia; Artiodactyla; Ziphiidae
Gene: SPAG8
Product: sperm associated antigen 8
Exons: 5
Coding region: 29-1279 (416 amino acids)
Biological process (GO): positive regulation of transcription by RNA polymerase II
Cellular component (GO): cytoplasm; nucleus
Molecular function (GO): microtubule binding
Source: RefSeq, a predicted model, not a curated record